Molecule: messenger RNA, 1809 nt
Organism: Rhagoletis zephyria (snowberry fruit fly)
Lineage: Eukaryota; Metazoa; Arthropoda; Insecta; Diptera; Tephritidae
Source: RefSeq, a predicted model, not a curated record
AUGGACGUGGUUCAAGCGAUCAAGUUUUACAUCAAUGAGAUGAUUAAAGAAGCUGGGGCAGGCAUCAAAGCAUUGCUAAUGGACAAAGAAACGAUAUCCAUUGUGUCGAUUGUAUAUGCGCAAUCUGAGAUGCAAGAAAAGGAAGUGUUUCUCUUUGAACUGCUUGAAAANUUAAUGGACAAAGAAACGAUAUCCAUUGUGUCGAUUGUAUAUGCACAAUCUGAGAUGCAAGAAAAGGAAGUGUUUCUCUUUGAACUGCUUGAAAAUUUUACACCGAAAACAGAAUCUGCCAAGUUUGUCAAGUGUAUCGCGUUCAUUCGACCAACAGAAAAAAACUUGAAUUAUCUUAUGCGCGAGCUGAAGCAUCCCAGGUUUUCUCAGUAUUUUCUUUAUUUUAACAAUAUAAUCAGCAAAACCGACAUCAAAGCAAUUGCUGAUGUCGAUGAAAAUGAGCUGAUCAAAGAUGUGCAAGAAGCAUAUGCCGACUACCUGGCACUAAACUCUCACACUUUUUCAAUGAACGUCAAGUAUUGCUACCAGAACGGCACGUACUGGAACCCGAACUCAUUCGUUCGCAUCAGUCAGGGUCUCAUAUCGUUGCUGCUUUCGCUCAGCCGAAGCCCUCUGAUUCGCUAUCAAGCCAACUCGGUUCUCGCAGAAAGAUUGGCAGAGGAUGUCCGCCGUACGAUUGCUAAAGAAAGCGGACUAUUUGACCCCCUUUUCAAAGGCCUGAACGAUUCUCAACCUAUUCUCCUAGUUUUGGACCGGAAAUUUGAUCCUAUCACCCCUCUUUUAAACCAAUGGACGUAUCAAGCAAUGCUUCACGAGCAGCUUACCAUUGUCAAUAAUCGCGUCAACCUGUCGCUCAUUCCUGGCACGGACAAAAACCUCAGAGAAGUCGUUCUUUCAAAAGAUCAAGAUGAAUUUUACGAAAAGAAUCAAUAUUUGAACUACGGUGAAAUAUGCUCCAAUAUAAAAAAUCUUAUGGAAGAUUUUCAGCAAAAGACUAAAAGUCAAAAGAAGAUUGAAACAAUCGCCGACAUGAAGUCUUUCAUCGAGACUUAUCCGCAGUUUAAGAAAAUGUCUGGCACGGUGACCAAGCACGUGACGCUAAUUGAUGAGCUCAGCCGACUUGUGAACACGUACAACCUGUUGGAGGUGUCGGAGACUGAACAGGAAAUGAUUUCCCAUUCUGACCAUUCCGAAACCCUGAAGAGGAUCAACUCCUUACUGGCCAAUGAUAAAGUGCGCAACGAAGACGCCCUACGACUUGUUCUGUUGUAUGCACUUACUUUUAGCAACCAUUCCAGUAAUGAUGUUCGCGGACUCUGCCGCAUUUUGGAAAGAUCGCGUGGUUUUACUCCAAAUGAAGUAAAGGUGGUGCAGCAAAUUAUCGAGUUUUGUGGUAAGAAGCGGCAGCAGACAGAGCUGCUAAGCUCAGAUCAUGUGAAGGCAUUCACGAAGAAGAUGAUCAAAGGCUUCAAAGGCGUGGAGAACAUUUACACUCAGCACACGCCAGAGCUGAAGGAGAUCAUUGAGGAUUUGUAUCGCGGAAAACUGCGCGAGACUUCGUAUCCGUUCCUUGGCAGUGUCCUUCAACGGGAACGACCCAGCGAGCUGAUAGUGUUCAUCAUCGGCGGACUGACCUACGUCGAGUCGAUGGUGGUGUAUCAGCUGAACAAGAGUCUGCCGGGAAUGAAAAUCAUCGCCGGCGGCUCGUUCAUUCACAACAGCGCCAGCUUCCUCGACGAAGUUCGCAGGGGCUUUGAGUUUCAGAGCGAAAUCAAAAUGGACAAAAAUGUUCUCUAA